AUGGAUGCCAUUUAUUGUUAAGAUUAAGACCAUUCUGGAAAUCCAUUAAAUUUAUUUUGUUUAGACAAAGAAUGCUAAAAUAAAGGUUUAAUAUGUUCAUUUUGUAUGUUAAAGUAUCAUUAAUAACAUGUAAAAAACGUAUUUCCUUUAAAAACUAUUGUAUCAAAUCUUAAUUAAGCAAAUAAUCCGAAAAAUCAAUAAGAAUUACAUAAUAAAGGAAACUAAAUAUUUGAAUAACAUCAUAAGAUUAAACAAACCUUUAGAUAAAAUCUAAUUGAAAUCAAAGAGAUGCUUAAUAAAUUAGAAAAAGAAAUUGAAAAAUAAAUUAAAGUACUUGAUCUGGAGGCUGAUUUAUUUGUUGGAGAUGCUUUUGAAAAAUCAAUUACUUUAUUAAAUAUGUAAAAAUUAAAUAAAGAAUAAAUUGAAUAAGCCAUCGAAAAGAUUGAACCUCUUUUAAAGAUAUGUGAUGGAUAGAUAUGGAUCUUAAGAGAUACAGAAAUAAAUAAGUCAGCUUAAAAGCUUAUUAAAACAGCUGAAGUUAUAGAAAGAGAAAGUAAGUAUUGGCUUGAAAAAGUAUGUUAUGUAUAAUAAAUUUUAGUGUCUUGUAGAUCUUAAUAAGCUAUAUGAAACUUGUUAAAAUCCUAUUAAGAAAUAAGUAAAAAUACUUACAAGUCAAAAUAGAUAUUAGUUGACAUAUGAAUAAUGGAAUUUAAAGGAAACGGAUGCUAUUUGUUUUAGAUCCAAAAAGAAAUAUGACAUAUGGCUAUCAGGAGUUGGCUUAUAUGAAAUUACAACUUGGCCUGAAUAACCUUUAUCAUUUACUGUCCAAAUAUUUGAAGGUGCAAAUGUGAAUAGGUUUAGUAUGGAUUAAUUAUAUUUUUAGCAAAAAUGUAAUUUAUAAAGAUAUAUUCACUAUACAACCUGAUAUGGAUUUUUGUAAUCAUCAAGGAAAGAUUUACUUUAAUAAGGCUAUUAAAAUUGAAUUUGAUAAACCUUACACUAUAGGUAUAAGUGAUUAUAUAUGAAGCACUUAAACCAAAUUAAAGUUGUUUAAGUUAUUAUGGUGCUAAUGGUAAAUUUGAAACUGAUGAAUUUGAAUUUUCAUAACCUUCAUUCACUCAAGAGUUUAGUGAUAAUUCAACUACUAUAAAUUAAGGGGUAAUACCAUUAUUCUAUUAUGAAGAAUGA
This is a messenger RNA of Paramecium pentaurelia, 1188 nucleotides long. NCBI's taxonomy places the organism in Eukaryota, Ciliophora, Oligohymenophorea, Peniculida, Parameciidae. The record is from the annotation of a GenBank genome assembly.